Molecule: messenger RNA, 4526 nt
Organism: Sinocyclocheilus rhinocerous
Lineage: Eukaryota; Metazoa; Chordata; Actinopteri; Cypriniformes; Cyprinidae
Product: membralin-like
Exons: 11
Coding region: 832-2895 (687 amino acids)
Biological process (GO): response to endoplasmic reticulum stress; positive regulation of ERAD pathway
Cellular component (GO): endoplasmic reticulum
Source: RefSeq, a predicted model, not a curated record
AAACGCUUUCCUUAUUAAAAGCUUCUUUGCUGCUACUCCCAAGUCCGCUCCGCUCCAGAACAGAACAUGGUUGUGUAAACAGAUGGUCUGUAAGACAGGUUGCAGUCGCUGCCAUCGGAUGGUUCUGGCGGGAUAUCAUCAAAUAUCUGAGGCCUUAUUUAAGAAGACAUUGUCAGCAUUAUAUGUGGAGGUGUUUGUUUAAAAGCAAACCUAACAUACGGGUUCUUCAGGGGAAGCUCGGCUAACUUGUUAGCUUAACCCUGUUAGCAGACGUGCUGUGUGUAAUAUUGCAGUUUUCUUUCUUUCAUUUAAAACUCUCAGCUACAACGUCUGAGCCAGAUUUCACUUCCAAACUCGAGUGGAUAUUAUGUAUUUAGCUGGUAAUAAAUAGUUUGUGGAAAUAAAUGCGUGAGUUAGCAAGUUUAGUUAGUUUGGUUGGGGUGACAGUGGAUGCAGGAGGCCUGAGUCACAUCUGCAGGACACAUUUAGUCUAAAACACAAUUUAACAGCCUGAAAUACUCCUCUGGUCUCAGUAUAUAAGCUACAUGAUCAGCAGGUGUGCCAAAUGCUCUAAAGCUUUAAUAGUUUGCUAGGGCAUGACAUGGUAGGAGGGGAAGGAGCCUUGCCCGCCAGCAUCCUUACAAAUUUCAGCAUCUUUUGGGGCGUUUUUGUGGUGAUAUCUGAAGGUCAGUGCAGCUUUGGAGAAGCAGGAUCAUCAUCAGUGUGUGCUGAUGCUGUGUGACUGGCCUGCUCAUCUGGAUCUGCGCACAUUGCUGGCUGCUUGACCUCAGCUGGUCUUUCUCCUGAUCAAGUUACUGAACAACGACCACCAUGUCCGACAACCAGGGCAAUGUGAACAACAACAACGUCCCACUGAACAACAACAAUAACGGUGGGCCGAACCGGAUCCGGAACCCCGCGAUGAACCAGAACCCCCUGAUCAACGUGAGAGACCGACUCUUCCACGCCUUAUUCUUUAAGAUGGCAGUCACAUAUGCCAGGCUCUUCCCACCAUCCUUCAGACGAAUAUUCGAGUUCCUCGUCUUGUUAAAGGCAUUGUUUAUGCUCUUCAUCCUGGCCUACAUCCACAUUGCCUUCUCACGCUCUCCAAUCAACUGCCUGGAGCACGUGCGGGAGAAAUGGCCCCGUGAUGGCAUCCUGCGUGUGGAGAUCCAGCGCAACUCCAGCCGCGCGCCCAUCUUUCUGCAGUUCUACGAGACGGAGGGAAUCCAGGGCCUCGUGAAAGAACCAGAGGAAGACGGAAGUGAAACCAGACAGCCAAUGGUGCCCACAGACGCUGAAGAGGAGGAAGAGAUGACCAUGGAGAUGUUUGACAACAGCACAGUACGGUUUGAGCUAGAUAUCGAGCCACGUCUGAAUCCGUCGCUGAGUGGCGGUGUUCCUGGCUCCAGCCUGAAUGAAUCCCAGGAUCUGUCCUUCAGCCAGGCCCCCUCUAAAGGUAUGCAGCCGCUGAGGGAGACUGUCUCCGAGAUUGAGAUGCUAACUCGAGCAGUGUGGCCACAAGAAGAGUAUAUUGUCGAAUAUUCUUUGGAAUAUGGAUUCCUACGGCUGUCCCAGGCCACACGGCAGCGACUCAACAUCCCUGUUAUGGUGGUGACCCUGGACCCCAUGAAGGAUCAGUGCUUUGGAGACGGUUUCAGUCGCUUCCUCCUGGAGGAAUGCCUGGGCUAUGACGAUAUCCUGAUGUCCAGUGUGAAAGCUUUAGCAGAGAAUGAGGAAAACAAAGGAUUUCUGAGGAACGUGGUCUCUGGAGAACACUACCGUUUUGUCAGUAUGUGGAUGGCUCGUACCUCCUACCUGGCAGCCUUUGUAAUCAUGGUUAUCUUUACUCUGUCAGUGUCCAUGCUGCUGCGGUACUCACACCACCAGAUUUUCGUUUUUAUAGUGGACCUUCUCCAGAUGUUGGAGAUGAAUAUGACCAUUGCCUUCCCUGCUGCCCCUCUCCUCACUGUCAUCCUGGCUCUUGUAGGGAUGGAGGCCAUCAUGUCUGAGUUUUUCAAUGACACAACCACUGCCUUCUACAUAAUCCUCAUUGUUUGGUUGGCGGACCAAUACGAUGCCAUCUGCUGCCACACCAAUACAAGCAAGCGCCACUGGCUCAGAUUCUUUUAUCUGUAUCACUUUGCCUUCUAUGCGUAUCAUUACCGCUUUAACGGCCAGUACAGCAGUUUGGCUUUGGUCACUUCCUGGCUCUUCAUUCAGCACUCAAUGAUCUAUUUUUUCCAUCACUACGAGCUGCCGGCCAUCCUGCAGCAGAUCCGGAUCCAGGAGAUGCUGCUUCAGAACCAGCAGGUGGGUCAAGGAAACCAGACUGCAUUGCAGGACAAUCUCAACAACAACACUAGCAGCACUGCGCCUGCUGGCCAAGCUAACGCAGCCGCUAACGUGAACACUAAUGGCCAGGACCGGCAAGCCACUCAGGACCAACCUCAGCUCCAAACCCACAAUGGCUUGGUGGUAAAUACUGGUCUGUCCAUCGACCCAUCAAACUCCGACCUCGACUGGAUGGCUGAGAUCGCCAUUGGCCCGGAUGUCCUGUCAGUUUCACACUUGAGCGACUCUCUUUUGGAGCCGGGAGGGAUCCAGGACCCAACGUCGUCCAGCGCAGGGGUAACAGAGCUGCGUGGUCCGAGCACAGCAGGAGAGAACCAAGUCGGAAACAUUAGCGCGGCAAGUGUUCCUCCGGGACAGGGUUGUGCUCAGGGUCUGGGUCCCCCUGGAGAUGGAGGAGGGCAGACAGAGUCUGAAACUUCCUCCCCAGUGACCUCACACACAGACUGCAGAGUUGCAGAAACGCUUAAAGGCUCCACGGACUGGGAAGGCCAGACGGAGAACAAAAGCGAGAGCUCGGACUCCCACUCGGCCCCAGCUUGAGUCGCGCACCCCCAUUCGGAAUGAAUGAAUUCACGCUCUACAGUCGCCACCCCUCUCUGUAAAUUAAUCCAGAAGGCAUCAAGAGGAGAAACCGUGAUGGAGCUUUAUGUAAUUACAUCCUGGAAACCUCCAACAUGAACAUGAGGAGGGCCGAAACAGACUUCCGCUGUCUAGUCAUGUUCUUAAGAGUAAAUUCGUAUUGAAUUGUCAAAUGAUGCCAUGUGUCAGGGUGUGAUCAUUGAAGUCUUUACAUGUUUUUUUUUAUUUUUUUUUUAAAAUGGUUGAAACUUUUAAUACAGGGAGUAUUCAGUUUAAAAUGUGAUGUAUCGCUCAAUAAUGGUACUUUUCGUUGCUCUUGAGUAUGGAGUUGCAGGUAUCAGCGGGCGGCAAUCUUCAAAUCUGAAUAUACAUUGUACUUUGCACAUCUUGUGCUAGGAUUGUUUUGGCUUUCUUUCCGUUCCUCUAAUGAUAUAACAAGCAGUGAAAGUUCAUUUAGUCACGUUAAAAUUGUUUUGGUCCCUGCUACGUUUGUUCACUACAGCGAGCCACCAAAAUGUCCCUUAUGCGAUUUGAAGUCUAGCUCACGACCUGCCGUUGCGUUCAGGUUUGGUAUUGUCAUAUGUAUGGAGCAGUCUGACUCCUGAGUCCGAUGCGAUUGCUGGUCAGAGUGCUUUUAUGUAGUUUAUUGGCGAGCUCUGUCAUGGGGUCAUUUCUGUGCUUUCUAAUCUUCAUCAAGAGACAUUUGUUUUUGUGGUUAGUUUAGACGGAUGUUGUCUUUUGCACAAGCUCAUCAGUGAGUCGUUGGUUUUUCUUCAGGUGAAGUCUGGCUUUGAGAGAGCGAGUGGAUAGAUUAUUGCCUUAUGCUUCUAAAACUGAACAUUAACCUUGUAUUUCCGUCUUUGGCCAUGUACAUUGGGGUCGAUAGCCUUGCCAGAGGCUUCAAAGCCAGUAGAGAAAAUAGCAACUGAAGCAGGAAUUAACAUGUAGUUACUUUAUCAGACAUUUUUUUUUUAAACAGCCGUAAGCAGUGAAGGUCAGACUGUGCUCAUUUCACAGCAUUGCAGCCCAUCAGCUGAAGUCACUGAUCCGGAAAUCUGUUGUCUUUACAUAUUCUGCUUUUGUAGAGGUUUCUCCAUAUGUUUGACUUGGGAUGAUCGGUGGGUGUCUAAUAACCGUACAGACUUGUUGAUCUUCAUGACCAUGUGUAAAAACGCACCGCAAGCUAAGAGAACAAAGGAAAGUGUUGUCUGUUGUGACAUGCGACUGUGGAUGGGAAGGGUCAUUUAAAGGCUAUGCAACAAAGUAAAAGCCAGGCUCUGGAUUUUUUUUUUUUUUUUAAUUCAAAUUGUGCAAUAUUUUGUAAGGCUCAGAUCCAUAAAGGAUUCCAGGUCUGAAAGAUUGAUUUAUUGUUUCAUGAUCAGUUCCUCAAUAUUAUUAUUUUUCUGUGCCUAUUUGCCAUUGUCAGAGGAAACAGAUGAUUGUAGUGUUUAGAUGCAUUGUGUAGGAUGUCUAGACAGAAACUGAAAAGAAUAAUUCUCAGUUCUGUGAUAUUCUUGAUUCUGUCAUUCAAAUGUAUUUAAUUGUAAUGUUUAAAAACUGCAUAAAGAGAUGAAAUUAAUUUCCACUUAGAA